Messenger RNA from Rotaria sordida, 351 nucleotides. The record is from the annotation of a GenBank genome assembly. NCBI's taxonomy places the organism in Eukaryota, Metazoa, Rotifera, Eurotatoria, Philodinida, Philodinidae.
AUGGCAGCUGCAGUUGAUCUUCUCCAAAUUACUCAAAAUGUUACACAACCAAAUACAAACAAUAUGGAAGCAACAAUCAAACGAAAAAAUGAUAAGUUCAAGAACAAUCUCUUUAUUCAUGUUACACAUGAGGCAAGACUCAAAGGUUUAGCACGAGAAAUACAUAUUAUACAUGACAACCACUUCAAAAACACCGACUAUGGAGAAAUUAGAUUGAUUGUUGGUUUUCGAAAUAAUCCAAAUAUUGAAUUCGAACUUUCACGUAAACGACCAUCGUCAUCAGUAUUGAAAGAUCCAUUAAGAAAGAAACGAAAACCAAAUGGAAUCGACGGUAAUGGCAUGAAUACGUAA